Molecule: messenger RNA, 678 nt
Organism: Closterium sp. Yama58-4
Lineage: Eukaryota; Viridiplantae; Streptophyta; Zygnematophyceae; Desmidiales; Closteriaceae
Source: the annotation of a GenBank genome assembly
AUGCCUCCCCCUGCUCCAAACUAUGCAGUUUCUCCUUCCAAGUCACUCUCUUCAUGGGGGACCGUGGUGACUUGGUUAGCUACUGCUGCAAUAGAUGCUGCCACCUUCCCACAGCAACAUGCGGUGUAUGCUGCUGUGGUGGCUGCUGCUGCUGCUGCUGCUGCUGCUGCUGCUGCUGCUGCUGCUGCUGCUGCUGCUGCUGCUGCUGCUGCUGCUGCUGCUGCUGCUGCUGCUGCUGCUGCUGCUGCUGCUGCUGCUGCUGCUGCUGCUGCUGCUGCUGCUGCUGCUGCUGCUGCUGCUGCUGCUGCUGCUGGUGCUGCUGCUGGUGCUGCUGCUGCUGCUGCUGCUGCUGCUGCUGCUGCUGCUGCUGCUGCUGCUGCUGCUGCUGCUGCUGCUGCUGCUGCUGCUGCUGCUGCUGCUGCUGCUGCUGCUGCUGCUGCUGCUGCUGCUGCUGCUGCUGCUGCUGCUGCUGCUGCUGCUGCUGCUGCUGCUGCUGCUGCUGCUGCUGCUGCUGCUGCUGCUGCUGCUGCUGCUGCUGCUGCUGCUGCUGCUGCUGCUGCUGCUGCUGCUGCUGCUGCUGCUGCUGCUGCUGCUGCUGCUGCUGCUGCUGCUGCUGCUCUGCUAUUGCUGCUGCUCUUGAGGCUGCUGCGGUGCAUGGGCUGGUUUGUUAGGGUGUAG